Molecule: messenger RNA, 751 nt
Organism: Rhagoletis zephyria (snowberry fruit fly)
Lineage: Eukaryota; Metazoa; Arthropoda; Insecta; Diptera; Tephritidae
Gene: HemK2
Product: HemK methyltransferase 2
Biological process (GO): methylation
Cellular component (GO): eRF1 methyltransferase complex
Molecular function (GO): S-adenosylmethionine-dependent methyltransferase activity; nucleic acid binding; protein methyltransferase activity
Source: RefSeq, a predicted model, not a curated record
AUGGAAACACCCUACACAGACCACUUAACAGCGCCCGAUUACGAGCAGGUAUAUGAGCCUGCAGAAGAUUCGUUUCUAUUGCUGCGAUGCCCUAGAAGCUGAUCUCCAUACCUCGAAGGCUUACAACCUCGAGUUUGUUUGGAAAUUGGACCCGGUAGUGGAAUAAUUGUAACAGCAUUGGCUAAGAAAUUGAAUAAAACGCUUUGCUUGGCUACCGACAUCAAUUCAUAUGCAUGUAAAGUGACAGAGGAACCAGCGAAUCGCAAUGGCACGCAUGUCGAUAGCAUAAAUUGUAACUUGAUGGACGCUCUACGAGAAAAGUGUAUAGAUUUACUUAUAUUCAAUCCGCCUUAUGUUGUAACCACAGACGAAGAGUUCAAAUAUCAAUCACUGCCGGAAUCGCAAAAGCCAAAUAAUCUUGUAUACUCAUGGGCAGGCGGAUUACUUGGUCGACGUGUUGUUGAUGAGUUGAUUAAGAGUCUGGAUGGUAUUCUAUCUGUUAAAGGAGUCUUCUAUUUACUGACACUUCGCGAAAACAAGCCGGACGAAUUGAUGCAAGAUUUGACUAGCUUAGGUUUUAUUGCAAUUAAGUUUAUGGAGAGGCGGAUACCAGGGGAAUAUCUGUAUGUUUUGAAAAUAACGCGCAGGUGAUUAGUUCUAUGCAUUUAUCCCCAAAGUGAUCUGCUUAUAAGAAAAAAUAAAAAAUUUAAAUAAUGAAAACACAUAAAUAAAAAAGCACGUAUUAAAUUUA